Messenger RNA from Aspergillus chevalieri, 531 nucleotides. RefSeq lists its product as uncharacterized. The record is from RefSeq and is a predicted model, not a curated record. The coding region runs from base 1 to 531 and encodes 176 amino acids. The transcript has 2 exons. Lineage: Eukaryota; Fungi; Ascomycota; Eurotiomycetes; Eurotiales; Aspergillaceae.
AUGUCGCAACUACAAAUCCCACCAGUAACUCUAGAAGACCUCCAAACCUUCCAAGCCAAGCAUUUCCUCGGCCACCAAACAGCAGCAUGUGACUACCCGACCGCCCCAGCCGAAGACGUUUACUACCAUUACGAAGAAGAAAAAGAAUACUAUGACGACGACGGCGACGAUCUCGGAUAUUACCCAGAUGGCAUAAAACGUACUCUCACAGACGAGCAGAUCAGGAUAUUUCGGCAUAGCGAGAUACACGCCAUACUGCGGGAGAGACAGCUAAAACAAGAGGUGGCUGAGGAAUCUGAUGAGCAGACUCAGACGCAGACUGUGAAUGCGAAGCGGAAACGUGAGGAUGGAGAUAAUAAUGAUGGCGGUUCGAAGCGGGUCGGUUCGAAGCAGGCUGAGCCGGCUAGAGCUGGUGUCGGGUCUGAGUCGACGGCACUGCAUUAUGAUGAUGAGCAGGAACCUCGUGAGGCUCAGAGGCCUACCACGAGUGCUCCGUUUGCUGGACGGAGGAUUAUCUCUUAUAAGGAUUGA